Molecule: messenger RNA, 390 nt
Organism: Pyricularia grisea
Lineage: Eukaryota; Fungi; Ascomycota; Sordariomycetes; Magnaporthales; Pyriculariaceae
Exons: 2
Coding region: 1-390 (129 amino acids)
Source: RefSeq, a predicted model, not a curated record
AUGACUGAGACUGCGCUUGAGAUACAGAAAGGCCAAAGUCAUUCGAGAGAAUAUAGGCUACAGAGCCAGGCUGCGGGGGAGCUUCAAGAGAUGACCCAAAAAAGUGCGCAGAAAGAGUGGGAUUUAGCCAAAACUCCACCAACAACUCAGACCAACCCUUUGAGCCUGAUCUCAUAUCCCUCAGAUUCCAGAGUCAAGUCUGGAAGUCUCGAUACUUCUGCGAUACGUACGCAGCCCUCAGGGAGGGCAAGCAGGUGCCAGCUUGAAGGCUCGUUCCUGAAUCAGACUUUUCCUUUGAGCAAUAUUUUGCAAUAUGAGAAUGAAGAAAUUGAACAAGAGUUCAUAAUUGAUUAUGAAAACUCACAGUUAACGAAUACUUCUGCAAUAUAG